This is a messenger RNA of Durio zibethinus, 3212 nucleotides long. Its product is annotated as pyrophosphate-energized membrane proton pump 3-like. The record is from RefSeq and is a predicted model, not a curated record. Lineage: Eukaryota; Viridiplantae; Streptophyta; Magnoliopsida; Malvales; Malvaceae. Gene Ontology annotation, biological process: proton transmembrane transport. Gene Ontology annotation, cellular component: membrane. Gene Ontology annotation, molecular function: diphosphate hydrolysis-driven proton transmembrane transporter activity; inorganic diphosphate phosphatase activity.
ACAAGACUAAAAAAUACAGAAUUUAAUUUUAAAGAAAGAAAAAAAAUUGAAAAAAAAAACAUUUUCUCUCUCGCGAAAAGUCUACACUUCCUCUCUCUAAAAAAGUCUGCAAAAUUUCGCAGAUAUAAAGAGAGAGAGCUUAAAGCAUUUUAGCUUUCCUUCUUUUUCUUUUUUUUUCAGGUUAAUGGCGGUUAUCCGGUAUCGCUGCAGCCGUUGAAAACGGAAUAUCAACUGGUGUCUAAAAAUCCUUGGCCUGAAUAUGAAUAAUUUUUACUGGAUCUAGAAAUUUGGAGGAAAAGCCAGAGUAGAAGCUAUUGAACCUAGAAUACAUCAGCUGUUAUUUUAAAGACCCAUAACAUCUCAGGGUGAAUUCUACCAGCACCACGAUGAUGGGAGAUGAUGUCGAGAAUGGUAAUCUGGGGCCUUACCAAGAUAGGCCAAGGACAUUUCCUAACAUGCGUAGCAAACCCUAUACCCCCUUGAUUUUUCGAAUUCUUAUGGGAAUGAAUGUUCGUGUUCUUGUUAUACUUCUCCUUUUGGGCUUUGGAUAUGUCUUUUAUGUUGGAGCAAGUACUUCUCCAAUCAUUGUUUUUGUCUUCUCAGUUUGCAUCAUCAGCUUCCUUUUGUCAAUAUAUCUUGCAAAGUGGGUACUUUCAAAGGAUGAAGGGCCUCCAGAGAUGGCUCAGAUAUCAGAGGCUAUACGUGAUGGAGCAGAGGGAUUCUUCAGGACACAGUAUGGUACUAUCUCCAAGAUGGCAUUGUUGCUAGCACUAGUGAUUCUUAGCAUAUAUUUAUUUCGCAAUACAACUCCUCAACAAGAAUCUUCAGGCCUAGGAAGGGCAACAUCUGCAUAUAUCACUGUUGCUGCAUUUCUUUUGGGGGCUUUAUGUUCAGGUGUCACUGGGUAUGUUGGGAUGUGGGUAUCAGUUCGUGCAAAUGUCCGAGUCUCAAGUGCUGCAAGACGGUCUGCAAGAGAGGCAUUGCAGAUAGCUGUCCGUGCUGGUGGUUUUUCUGCCUUGGUGGUCGUUGGUAUGGCUGUGAUUGGUAUAGCCAUCCUUUAUGCAACAUUUUAUGUUUGGUUGGGUGUGGAUUCACCUGGUUCAAUGAAGGUUACAGAUUUGCCUCUUCUUCUGGUGGGAUAUGGUUUUGGAGCUUCAUUUGUUGCCCUGUUUGCUCAGUUGGGUGGUGGGAUAUAUACAAAAGCAGCUGAUGUUGGGGCAGAUCUUGUUGGAAAAGUAGAACAGGGGAUACCUGAAGAUGAUCCUAGAAACCCGGCUGUAAUUGCAGAUUUGGUUGGGGACAAUGUUGGUGAUUGUGCUGCUCGAGGUGCGGAUCUUUUUGAAAGCAUUGCUGCAGAGAUAAUUAGUGCCAUGAUACUUGGAGGAACAAUGGCUCAGCGUUGUAAAAUUAAAGAUCCAUCUGGCUUCAUCCUGUUUCCUCUUGUUGUGCACUCAUUUGACCUGGUGGUAUCAUCAAUUGGAAUACUUUCAAUUAGGAGCACACGUGACUCCAGUGUGAAAGCUCCAAUAGAAGAUCCAAUGGCAAUCCUACAGAAAGGAUACUCUGUUACAAUAGUUUUGUCUGUUUUGACAUUUUCUGGGUCUACAUGGUGGUUGCUUUAUACUGAACAAGCACCUUCUGCGUGGUUGAACUUUGCCUUGUGUGGGUUGGUUGGUAUCAUUACAGCGUAUGUUUUUGUCUGGAUAACCAAAUAUUACACUGACUACAAGCAUGAGCCUGUACGCACAUUAGCUCUUUCUAGCUCCACAGGACAUGGGACUAACAUUAUAGCUGGAGUCAGUUUGGGCCUGGAAUCAACAGCUCUUCCUGUUCUCGUGAUAAGUAUAUCUAUUAUUUCUGCAUUUUGGCUGGGUCACACCUCAGGACUGGUGGAUGAAACUGGAAAUCCUACCGGUGGGUUGUUUGGCACUGCUGUAGCAACAAUGGGAAUGCUCAGCACUGCUGCCUAUAUUCUAACCAUGGAUAUGUUUGGCCCAAUAGCUGAUAAUGCUGGUGGAAUUGUAGAGAUGAGUCAGCAGCCAGAGAGUGUGCGAGAGAUCACGGAUAUCCUUGAUGCUGUUGGGAACACCACAAAAGCUACCACCAAAGGUUUUGCGAUUGGAUCUGCAGCACUUGCUUCUUUUCUUCUGUUUAGUGCAUAUAUGGAUGAGGUCGCAUCUUUUGCUCAUGAAUCUUUUAAACAGGUCGAUAUUGCCAUUCCUGAGGUUUUCAUUGGUGGAUUAUUGGGCUCCAUGCUUAUAUUUUUAUUUAGUGCAUGGGCCUGUUCUGCAGUUGGCCGAACUGCUCAGGAGGUUGUUAAGGAAGUAAGAAGGCAAUUUAUUGAGAGGCCUGGUAUCAUGGACUACAAGGAGAAGCCAGAGUAUGGUCGCUGUGUUGCUAUUGUGGCAUCUGCAUCUUUGAGGGAGAUGAUAAAACCCGGUGCUUUAGCUAUAGUGUCACCAAUAGUAGUUGGUUUUCUAUUCCGUGUUUUGGGUCACUAUACCGGACGCCCUCUACUUGGAGCAAAAGUUGUAGCUGCUCUGCUGAUGUUUGCAACCGUUUCUGGUAUUUUAAUGGCUCUCUUUCUAAACACAGCUGGUGGUGCAUGGGAUAAUGCAAAGAAGUUUAUCGAGACAGGAGCUCUUGGUGGCAAAGGCAGUGAUUCUCAUAAAGCUGCAGUUACUGGAGAUACUGUGGGAGACCCAUUCAAAGAUACAGCUGGACCGUCGCUUCAUGUGCUCAUAAAAAUGCUUGCUACGAUAACGCUUGUUAUGGCGCCAGUGUUUCUGUGAAGAGUUUGUUUAUAUCUAAUGGCGGUGCUCACUAUCAUACACCACCCAUUACCUUUAAGUUCUUAGGUAUUUUGCACAUAUACAUCUAGGUAUUUUGAUGUAUAUCAUUGGUUUUCUCUAUUUUUUUUUUCUUAUAAUCUGAAAUAAGAGAGAUGUUAGUAUUUUUGGUUGUAGUUUUUGACCUACCAUAUUGAGGUUUUAAUGCAAUUAAUCACUUGGCCUAAGCUUUUUUUUUUUUUUUUUAAUGCUUUAAGCAAAUAAAUGUAUGAAUAUAAUAAUGAACCAUUGAAGGGUCAUGUAUUGGCAUUAUUAUUACGAGAUAAGAUUGUGCUAUAGGUACAUAAAAUGAUACCCUUCGAAUUGGUUCUCGUCAUGUAUUUGAAUUCAUGAUAAAACAUCUUUAUUAAUUUUAAUGCGUAA